AUGUGGAGUACACAUGCAGACAAGAUUGACCGAAAAUUUAUACUGUUGAAACUGGGAGAUGGGUAUAUAAGGCUUUGCAAUCAGCUCUGGAGCACAGAGUUGCGCCAUUGGCGCCAGAGCAGGGCUUCCUGCGCACGCGGCAGGUGCACGUGGGCGCUGACUGCGCAGGCGCUACGCUGGCGCGGGAGGACGGGCUGGGCUCUUGGGAGCGAGGUGAGCACAGGGUGCUCAUCUGGGCGGCAGGGCUUCCACGCAAAGGCAGAAGUCACCCAGGCCAGGCUUCAGAGACAGACAUCUGUGAAUGUUGCAUUGCCGCUUAAUAGGAUGUCAAGAAAUAACUUGGAGGCAUCUGCCUGUAAAAUGACAGAGCCAUUUAAUUUUGAGAAGAAUGACAGCACGCUUCCGCCACAUGAUGCUUUACGAAGUCCUGGAGGACAUCCUAACCAUCCUAAUUUCAGGUUGAAAAGCCCAGAGACUGGAAAUAAGAAGAACAAUUUUUUGCUUUGUGAGCAAACCAAACAGUAUUUGGUUAGUCAGGAAGACAGUUCAGUAUCUUCCAACCCUAAUGGCGUCAGUGGAGAAGCGGCUGGAUCCAGAGGAGACAGGAAGAUGUUGCCAACAGGUAAUCCUGUGUCACCAUUAAAUAUUGGAAAUAAUUCACCACCCAAAGAAAUAAAUAGUAAGCCUAGCAAUAAUGUGCCUCCUGCAAAGUCAAAAAAAGGAGACAAGUUGGUUGAGAAUUCCUUGUCCAUAAACAACCCAGCGCUCUUCAGCUCCUUGGGACCUCCUCUUAGGUCGACCACUUGCCAUCGCUGUGGCCUGUUUGGGUCACUGAGAUGCUCACAGUGCAAACAGACGUACUACUGCUCCACAGCGUGUCAGAGAAGGGACUGGUCGGCCCACAGCAUCGUGUGCAAACCUGUUCAGCAAAAUUUCCGCAAACUUGAAGAUAAUAAAUCACCUUUUGAAACAAAGAACUUGGAAGUGAAAAAUGAGAGUGACUAUCCUCUUGGAGUUACUAAAGAAAUAGCCGUUUGUGCUGGUAAAAUAAUGUUUUCUGAUUUGAGAAGCCUACAACUCAGGAAAACCAUGGAAAUAAAGGGUACAGUUACUGAAUUCAAACACCCAAGCGACUUUUAUGUGCAGUUAUAUUCUUCAGAAGUUUCAGAAUACAUGAACCAACUCUCUUCGAGCUUAAAGGAAACAUAUGCAAAUAAGGCGCAUGAAGAGGAUUAUAUUCCUGUGAAGGGAGAAGUUUGUGUUGCCAAGUACACUGUGGACCAGACCUGGAACAGAGUACUGAUACAAGACCUCGAUGUGCUGCAGAAGAAGGCCCAAGUCUUGUAUAUUGAUUAUGGAAAUGAAGAAAGAAUUCCAGUAAACAGGAUUCACAAGCUGAGCAGAAACAUUGACUUGUUUCCUCCUUGUGCCAUAAAGUGCUUCGUGGCCAGUGUUAUCCCAGCAGAGGGGAAUUGGAGCAGUGAUUGUGUCCGAAGUAUCAAGUCGCUGUUGCUGGAGCAGUGCUGCUCUGUGAAGAUUGUGGACAUCUUAGAAGAGGAGGUGGUUACCUUUGCUGUGGAUGUGAUGCUGACGAGUUCGGGAAAACUCUUAGACCAUGUGCUCAUUGAAAUGGGAUAUGGUUUGAAACCCAAGGGACAAAAUUCUAAGAAGCAAAGCGCAGAUUCAGGUGAUCUUGACGAUGUUGGAAAAAUGACAGCUGAAAACAAAAUUGUGGUAGACAGAAGUGAUCUCAUCCCCAAAGUGCUGACUUUGAAUGUAGGUGAUGAGUUUCGUGGCGUGGUCGCCCACAUUCAGACUCCAGAAGACUUCUUUUGUCAACAGCUGCAAAGUGGGCAUAAGCUUGCUGAACUUCAGGCGUCCCUUAGCCAGUAUUGCAGCCAGGUGCCGCCACGCUCGGAUUUUUACCCAGCCAUUGGUGAUAUCUGCUGCGCUCAGUUCUCCGAGGAUGCCCAGUGGUACCGGGCCUCCGUUUUGGCCUAUGCGUCUGAGGACUCUGUGUUGGUUGGCUAUGUAGACUAUGGAAACUUUGAAAUCCUUAGUUUGACGAGACUUUGUCCCAUAACUCCAAAGCUGUUGGAGUUACCGAUGCAAGCUAUCAAGUGUGUGCUGGCAGGAGUAAAGCCAUCAUUAGGAAUUUGGACUCCAGAAGCUAUUUGUCUGAUGAAAAAAAUUGUGCAGAACAAAAUGAUCACUGUGAGAGUGGCGGACAAAUUGGAAAACAGUUCCCUGGUGGAGCUUACAGAUAGAUCUGUGACGCCCCACAUCAGUGUCACCCAAGUGCUCAUCGAUGCAGGCUUUGCCGAGGGGGACAAAGGGGUCGUGCCAGAUAAGCCCAGUGACUUGAAAGAAGCCAGUGGUGUUCCCUUGGGUUUAGAAGCAAAAGUCAGUCGAUUGGAGUGGACAUGGGUUGAACUUGCUGUUGAUCAAACAGUAGAUGUUGUGGUCUGUAUGAUAUAUAGCCCUGGAGAAUUUUACUGCCAUGUGCUUAAAGAGGAUGCUCUAAAGAAACUCAAUGACUUGAACAAAUCACUAGCAGAAUAUUGCCAGCAGAAGUUGCCUAACGAUUUUAAGGCAGAAAUAGGGCAACCUUGUUGUGCUUUUUUUGUAGGUGAUGGUAAUUGGUAUCGAGCUUUAGUUAAGGAAAUCUCACCACAUGGAAACGUUAAAGUACAGUUUGUGGAUUAUGGAAACAUUGAAGAAGUGAUUGCCGACGAACUCCAAAUGAUCCCAUCAAAAUUUCUAAAACUUCCAUUUCAAGGGCUGCACUGCUGGCUAGUAGAUAUACAGCCUAGAAACAAACAUUGGACUAAAGACGCCAUAGCAAGAUUUCAGACAUGUGUCUCAGGGAAAAAACUCCAAGCCCGAGUGGUUGAAAUCUCUGAAAAUGGAGUGGGAAUUGAACUCACCGAUCUUUCCAGUUCUUACCCCAGAAUAAUUAGUGAUAUUCUGAUUGAUGAACAUCUGGUUUUAAAAGUCAGUUCACCAUGUAAAGUCUUAGUAAAAAACAGACCUGUUAACAAACACGAUCUUCAAACUGAUGCCUCAGGACUUCAAGCCAUUUCUUCAACUGAGCAGUAGACAGUAGAAUUGCCAGUUAAUAAAACUGUACAUGCAAGCGUAUUGGAAAUCAUAAGCCCAAACUUGUUUUAUGCUCUCCAAAUGAAAUACCAGGUAAGAAACCAAGCCAAACUGUGUGCAUUGACGGCUGAGUUGGUAGAAUAUUGCAAUUCUCAGAAAAGUCCAUUGGCCUAUAGACCGAAAACUGGAGAUGCAUGCUGUGCCAAAUACACAGAUGAUGAUCUCUGGUACCGCGCUGUUGUUCUGGGGACCUCAGAUGCUGAUGUGAGAGUGCUCUAUGCAGACUAUGGAAACAUUGAAACUCUGCCUCCUUGCAGAGUGCAGCCAAUCUCUGCUAACCACCUGGAGCCCCCUUUCCAGAUUAUUAAAUGUUCCCUUGAAGGGAUAAUAGAAUUGAAUGGAAGCUGUUCUCAACUACUGCUAGAACUACUGAAAAAUUUCAUGUUGAAUCAGAAUGUAAUGCUUUCUGUAAAAGGAGUGACCAAGAAUGUCCACGCCGUGUCUGUUGAGAAGUGUUCUGAGAAUGGUACCGUUAGUAUAGCUGAUAAGCUGGUGACAUACGGUCUGGCAAAACACAUCACGUCUAAGAAGCAAAGUGCUUCACAGAAAGAAAAGACAAACAGGAUGAAUUGCUGCUGUACAGCAUUACAGAAACAAGUUGAAAAACAUGAACAGAUUCUUCUUUUCCUCCUAAACAAUCCAACCAAUCAGAAUAAAUUUAUCGAAAUGAAAAAAUUGUUAAAAAGUUAAGUAAGUUGUAUUUGAUGUUUUUGCCCCUCUGUAACCACCAGCAGGACGUCUCCAGCCGUGCUGUCAGGGCAGGGCUGGGCUAGGGGGUGAAACGCAUUUUGCGGCUAUACUUUAUUUUGUGGUCUAAAGCUCUUCGGUCCGGCUGUGAUGUUUUUGCUGCCUUCCUAGGUUUUGUUGGGUGACCUCCCUUUGAUUCUGCUGGUGGGACUGAUGGCGGUCCAGGUUGCAACUUCCUUUCCUUCCUGUGGUUUGACGUAGAGAAAGCUCUUGAUGCUAUGUGCAGGGACUUGUGAAAAUUGUUGUGAGGUCAAGCUUACCCUGAAAUUCUUUUGUGUCCAGAGUGAAAUUACCUCUACCUUGCAUGUACUUCUAUAAAAACAUUUAGCACUUCUUGUGAAGAGGGGCCAAGAAGGGAAAGUGGGCUGCAGUGGUAGUGUAUUUCAUUUCAAAACAGAGCAUACCCUUCCUCUUUGGCUGCGGUGACUCUGGUUAAAGAGGAUAUUGGUGAGGUUUGAAUAGUGGCCCCCCAGCUUUUUUACUGCCUGGGAUCCUUUGUUCUAAGAAGGCCCUCAGAAAUUACUUGGUGAUCAGUAGCCAAUUAGAACCUUUGCUCAAAAUGAAAUUGCCCUGGCCAUUUUGAGGUGGUCGAAUUCCAGCCGAAAGCAAAGGAACUUUGACUUCAUACUUGCAUUCUUGUGGGCCAGAGUGCAGUGUGUAUCUGACCGUUUGCAAAAUCCCAAGGUCAUACUGCUCUGUGGGGCUCUGUGUGUGUAGCAGAUCUCAAGGAGACACCUACCGGGGUCAGGCGUAUGCUCCAUGUGUGACGGAUGGUUGUUUUGUUUGUUUCUAAAAAAGUACGGCUAAGUUCUAAGGUAAAUGUCAUUCAUGCAUGAUCAACAGUUUGAUUCUCCUGAUUUAUCUUGUGAUGAUUUAUUGAUUUUAGUUCACAAGUUUUGGUUUAUUUUUAAUAAAUUCAGACUUAUAAUUGCAAUUACAAUUUUCAGUCCUUUCUAAUGCAUCGUUUUAAUGCUGACUGCUGUUUCAUGUACUUGAGUUUAAAAUCUUAAAUUUAGUGAUAAUUUAAAUGUCAUAGAUUGAGGAACAUGCAAUGACAAGAAUUUCUGGAAUUUAGUCCUAGUGCCACAUUAUCAUAUUUUUAAUCAAGUUGAUUAACUUGUGUAUGUUUUUAUCUCUGUAUCUGUGCAGUAAGCUUUUUUUCCGUAAGAGUAUUGGGAGUGCUUGAGUACACAACUUCAAAUGAAACCUGUAUUUUCUGUUGUUUCUAAGUAGAUUGAAGAUGUUACUUAAAAGCAACAAAACAACCAAACAAAAUGCUUGAUUUAAAACAUAGUAGUUGAAUUGGCUUUUCCCCUUUUGUGGGAAUCAAUAUGUAUUUUGUCUACCUUCGAAUACAGUAUAAUACCAUCUAUUUGGGUAGUGCCUUAUUUAAAAAGCACUUUUACAUCUGGUCACAUAAGCUUCAUAAUAUCCUGAAGAUUAGUAAAAGAAGGUAGACCUCAUUUUAUAGAUGAGAAAAUGAAGGCUCAAGGAGAUUAAACGGCUGCCUCCAAAUCACACACACAGACUGGAAAGUGGAUCUUAGUACUCACCAAAGCUGCGUUCUCUGUACUGCCCUUUGCUGCUUACCCCUGUGUGCUGUGCCACAGUAGAUUGGCUCUGAAGGGCAUGGAACUAAGGGGUUAUAUUAUUGGCGAAAAUUACAUACAUGGUUCCUUAAGCAUUCUUCCUUUAUUGUGUUGAAAAUAUGGUUGAACGUUUAGUUGUUUAAAUCAUUCUUCCUUGAGAUAGAGAAAAUGUGCUUCAAGUUUCAGUGUCUCAUUAUCUCUGGAGAAGUUUAAUUUGUUAGUAAUUGUAAGAUUGCUGAGCUAGGAGUGAAGCGAGAUUAGAGAACAUAAAAGUCUCAUUACUCAAAAGUGAUCAGUAUUUCAACAUGCAAGUUAAUAUAAAAUAUUUUUAUAUUUCAAAGGAAGCUAUAUUUUAUAUAUGUGAAAAGGAAUACAAACAGCUAUACUGAACAUAAGGCGCUAUUAUGGUCAUGGUGAAUUUUUUUAAUUGGCAGAUCUUAUUCAUUUUUUACUUCAUUUAUUUGCUUUUUAGGGCCACACCUGCGGCAUAUGGAAGUUCCCAGGCUAGGAGUCAAGUCAGAGCUGCUGCUGCUGACCUGUACCACAGCCACAGCAAUGCUGGAUCCUUAACCCAUUGAGCAAGGCCAGGGAUCGAACCUGGGUCCACAUAGAUACUAGUCAGGUUCGUUACUGCUGAGCCACAACGGGAACUCCUGGCAGAUCUUAUUUAAAUGUGUAAUUUCUGUUAAAAGUGAAUAUUUGGUUUGCUUGUACUUAAGAUAGAAGUUAAGAACCAUAGUGAUUGAGUUUUUAUAUAAGGCAUAAUGAUAGCCGAUUUUUCUCUUGCAGAAACAGUCUCUGUUGGAGAUAAACACUUAUGAGAAAGGAAACAGCGAAGGCUAGACUUAGGAGAGAAAGUACAGCGUCCUGUGUUUUGUUUAUUGGAAACUUUUUCUUUAAUGACCUUUUGUGCCUUCACUUUUGUCUGCUUACCUUUCUCUUCUUGAAGCUGGGUAGUUUUAUUUUUUCCCAAGUUCUUCUUUCCAAAUUAAGCCUUGCAGAAAAGAUUUCUGCCAAAUGCAUGGGAAUAUUGGGAAGGGGAUAUAUAGGGGCUUUCUAGUGUACAUACAGUCUUUAUUACUUAAAGGUGCUGAAGAAACUGUGGCUCCAGGUUAAUGCUGGAUAAACCUGGUUGAUGGAUACACGAGUUUUAUUUUUUGGACUUUUCUAUAUGUUUGAUGUAUUUCAUAAUAAAUGCCCUGCUCUUCCUGUCAUAAUCUGCUUCUAACACAUAAUAAAUGUUCUUUGGUUUGUUGUUGCUCCA
This is a messenger RNA of Sus scrofa (pig), 6759 nucleotides long. NCBI's taxonomy places the organism in Eukaryota, Metazoa, Chordata, Mammalia, Artiodactyla, Suidae. The record is from RefSeq and is a predicted model, not a curated record.